AAGUUCGCGGGCGCCGGCGACAGCGAGCAGGAGCCCACGCCCUUCUGCUGGGGGGACCGGCUCGCCGUCGACCCGGCGCUGCCCUUCCACUACCGGUGGCUGAUGUUGGUGUCGCUGGCGGUGCUGUACAACCUGGUGCUGGUGGUGGGGCGCGCCGUCUUCUGGGAGCUCAACAACGCCGUGCCCGCCCUCUGGUGGACGCUCGACUACACCUGCGACGCCAUCUACCUCAUAGACACCUUCAUACACGCGCAUGAGGGCUACCUGGAGCAGGGGCUGAUGGUGCGCGACGCGCGGCAGCUGCGGCGGCACUACGUGGAGACGGGCCGCUGGCGGCUGGACGUGCUCAGCCUGCUGCCCACCGACCUCGCCUACCUGUGGUGGCCGCCCGACUCCUGCCACGUGCGCGUCCCCUGCCCCGUCAUCGUGCGCGCCAACCGCCUGCUGCGCCUGCCGCGCAUGAGCCAGUUCUUCGACCGCACCGAGACCAAAACUGGCUACCCCAACGCUUUCCGGAUUUGCAAGGUGGUGCUGGCCAUCCUGGUGCUGAUCCACUGGAACGCGUGCUUCUACUUCGCCAUCAGCUACGUGAUCGGCUUCGGCUCCGACAACUGGGUGUACAACCUCAACGGCGGGCGCAACAGCAGCCUCUCGCGACAGUACAUAUACAGCUUCUACUGGUCCACGCUCACACUCACCACCAUAGGGGAGACGCCGCAGCCCGAGAACGACGCCGAGUACCUGUUCGUCGUGGCCGACUUCCUGGCCGGCGUCCUCAUCUUCGCCACCAUCGUCGGCAACAUCGGCUCCAUGAUCAGCAACAUGAACCUGGCGCGCGUCGACUUCCAGACGCGCAUGGACGGCGUCAAGCAGUACAUGGCGUUCCGGCGCGUGUCACGCGAGCUGGAGGCGCGCGUCAUCCGCUGGUUCGCCUACACGUGGGCCAACAAGCAGGCGCUCGACGAGGAGCGCGUGCUCGCCGCGCUGCCCGACAAGCUCAAGGCCGAGAUCGCCAUCCACGUGCACCUGGACACGCUGCGCCAGGUGCGCAUCUUCCGCGACUGCGAGCCGGGCCUGCUUGAGGAGCUGGUGCUCAAGCUUCGCCUCCAGGUGUUCAGCCCCGGCGACUACAUCUGCCGCGUGGGCGACGUGGGCCGCGAGAUGUACAUCGUGAAGCGCGGCCGGCUGAGCGUCGUGGCGGACGACGGGCACACCGUGCUGGCCACGCUCAGCGCCGGCUCCGUCUUCGGCGAGGUGAGCGUGCUCGACAUCGCGGGCAACCGCACCGGCAACCGGCGCACGGCCAACGUGCGCUCGCUCGGCUACUCUGACCUCUUCUGCCUGGCCAAGCGUGACCUCUGGGAGGCGCUCGCCGACUACCCGGACGCGCGCCGCUCCCUCACCGAGCGCGGCUGCCAGCUUCUGCGCAAGGACGGCCUGCUCGACGAGGAGGCCUUCCACCGCGCCCAGGCCGAGCGCGAGUCGCUCGCCGACAAGGUCGACCGUCUCGAGAACACUCUAGAGAUACUGCAGACGCGGUUCGCACGCCUGAUGGCAGAGUACAAGAGCCACCAGAGCAAAGUGAAACAGCGCCUCUCACGCGUCGAGCGACGAGAAGACGACGACCGCAGCCGAAGGAGCAGCAGUAGAGCAAAAGACACACUAAGACCUGGAGAAAUGGAAAAAUUAUCACUGUCAUCUUUUGACAAAGAACUAGAGGCAAACUGCCAAGUGAGGAGAUCCUUCCAAAGACCCACAACUUCUCGCCUUCGAAGAAGCAAACAAAACACAAUGUAGGCACCAGAGAAAAUCUGGUGGCUUCAGUGCUGUCAGACUGUCACAGCUACUGCCAUAUGUGUUUGAGUGUAUUCUACCAACAUUUGUUUUCAUCUCUACACAUGUGCAAAUGUAUAGUUUGUUCACAGUUUGUGAUUAAGUUCAAGUACACUGUAAUCAGCUCUAACUUUCCAGAACAAUGAAGAAUUUUUCACGUCUUCUGUUAGCCUCUUUUUAUCUCUUGAUUGCCUGAGUGACUGAGCUUCACAUAAAACUACUUAAGUUACUAAAACAUUCAUUGAUAACUAUUGGCUGUGUGUGCUGAGGAUUUGAAGCCAUAGUUUGCUAUAUGUUUUCAUCAGAAGAGAUGUGACAAUUGUGCAUAGGAGUCCUCAGCAGUGAUGGUAACAGUGGUGAGUGACAAAUAUGAGAAGAUAUAUUUUUGUAUCAGGAGACUUCUUAAACCAGUAACAUAUCUUUCAUGUAAUUACUUCUGUCCUCAAAAAGUGAUAAAGUUUUGAAACAGUGCAGACUUUAAGAUAAUUGUUUUAUAAUAAGAUAUGAAAUUGCAGUGCAGAAUUGGAGCAAAUAUUCCAAGAUUUACCAUGCCAUCCAUUAAAACAUGUCCAUUUCAGUUGUAAUUUUUAUUUGAAAACGUUUGUAGCUAUUGUAUUUUAA
This is a messenger RNA of Schistocerca piceifrons (Central American locust), 2454 nucleotides long. RefSeq names its product cyclic nucleotide-gated cation channel subunit A (gene CngA). The transcript has 8 exons. Lineage: Eukaryota; Metazoa; Arthropoda; Insecta; Orthoptera; Acrididae. The record is from RefSeq and is a predicted model, not a curated record. Gene Ontology annotation, biological process: monoatomic cation transmembrane transport. Gene Ontology annotation, cellular component: plasma membrane; intracellular cyclic nucleotide activated cation channel complex. Gene Ontology annotation, molecular function: cGMP binding; intracellularly cGMP-activated cation channel activity; protein-containing complex binding. The coding region runs from base 103 to 1797 and encodes 564 amino acids.